Linderina pennispora is the source of this 1437-nucleotide messenger RNA. RefSeq names its product 26S proteasome subunit P45. Gene Ontology annotation, cellular component: proteasome regulatory particle, base subcomplex. The transcript has a single exon. Lineage: Eukaryota; Fungi; Kickxellomycota; Kickxellomycetes; Kickxellales; Kickxellaceae. Gene Ontology annotation, biological process: proteasome-mediated ubiquitin-dependent protein catabolic process. Bases 64 to 1353 code for a protein of 429 amino acids. Gene Ontology annotation, molecular function: ATP binding; proteasome-activating activity; ATP hydrolysis activity. The record is from RefSeq and is a predicted model, not a curated record.
CUUGCUUACUCCCGUUCUAUUAUUUCAUUUCGCAACAACCUCCUUCCUAAAAGUACCAACAGUAUGGACUCUCUUGCACAGGCUGCGGCGGCGACUGCCGAGGAUUUCAGCGAUUUGGAUGCCGAAAUCAGGCGUUCAAGCACAGACGAGAUUCGCAGCCGCACGCGACUCAUUGACAACGAAAUCCGUGUGCUGAAGAGCGACUACAGCCGGCUGACACACGAGCAGCACAACAUGACCAUCAAAAUCAAGGACAACACGGAGAAAAUCAACAUCAACAAGCAGCUGCCGUACUUGGUGGCGAAUGUGGUUGAGGUUCUGGACAUCCACCCAGACGGCGACGAGGAGGAGGAUGGGGCCAACGUGGACCUGGAUGCGCAGCGCCGGGGCAAGUGUGCGGUGAUCAAGGCCACGACGCGGCAGACGGUGUUUCUGCCGGUGAUUGGGCUGGUGCCGUCUGAGGAGCUGACGGCUGGAGAUCUGAUCGGUGUGCACAAGGACAGCUUCCUGAUUCUGGAAAAGCUGCCGGCAGAGUAUGACUCGCGCGUCAAGGUGAUGGAGGUGGACGAGAAGCCGACGGAGGACUACAGCGAUAUCGGUGGGCUGGACAAGCAGGUGGAGGAGCUGGUAGAGGCAAUUGUGCUGCCAAUGACCCAUGCGGACCGGUUCAAGAAGCUCGGUAUCAAGCCGCCCAAGGGCGUGCUUAUGUACGGGCCGCCAGGCACCGGCAAGACGCUUUUGGCACGUGCGUGCGCGGCGCAGACGCAGUCGACAUACCUGAAGCUGGCAGGUCCGCAGCUGGUGCAGAUGUUUAUUGGUGAUGGUGCGAAGAUGGUGCGUGAUGCAUUUGCCCUGGCCAAGGAGAAGGCUCCGACCAUCAUUUUCAUUGACGAGCUGGAUGCAAUCGGCACGAAGCGGUUUGACAGCGAGAAGAGCGGUGACCGCGAGGUCCAGCGCACGAUGCUGGAGCUUCUGAACCAGCUCGACGGGUUCGGCAGCGACGACCGUAUCAAGGUUAUUGCAGCGACCAACCGCAUUGAUAUCUUGGACCCGGCGCUGCUGCGUUCAGGCCGUCUCGACCGCAAGAUCGAAUUCCCGCUGCCCAACGAGGAUGCGCGUGCACGCAUCAUCCAGAUCCACUCGCGCAAGAUGAACGUGUCGAGUGACGUCAACUUUGACGAGCUGGCGCGGUCGUGCGACGAGUUCAACGGUGCUCAGUGCAAGGCCAUUUGCGUGGAGGCUGGCAUGAUCGCGCUGAGGCGCGGAGGCACCAAGCUGUCGCACGAGGACUUCAUGGAGGGAAUCCAGGAGGUCCAGGCCAAGAAGAAGACCUCGUUGCAGUACUUUGCUUAAAGACCACCUAUUUCUCUUUCACCGUUCAGAUAUACAUCUACCAACCAAUGGAACUUGGGCUUUUUCCUUGCAAUACACAUAUGU